Fusarium pseudograminearum CS3096 is the source of this 660-nucleotide messenger RNA. RefSeq lists its product as uncharacterized. The transcript has 2 exons. The record is from RefSeq and is a predicted model, not a curated record. Lineage: Eukaryota; Fungi; Ascomycota; Sordariomycetes; Hypocreales; Nectriaceae. The coding region runs from base 1 to 660 and encodes 219 amino acids.
AUGCGUCGAGAUUACGAGGAAACCCCCCCAGAGGGAGCCCGUGACUUUCGUAUGGAUCUUCCGUCCAAUAACCUGGAGAAACACUUUGAAUACGUCUACGAUCCCGGUCUAGGCCACAUUGUCCCGAAUCUUGAACCCCCUCCUCCUCCAGCAGAGCCCAGCAUGAUAGGCGUCUAUUUUGGGUUUGAUUCACAUCUUCCGGAGCAAGAAUGCCAUCUUGCUGUCCUUCAAGCGCGCUUCCCUAGCAAUGUUGAGGAUUUUGUUCGAAGCGAUGAGGUCCGCUUCCCUGAGCUUCCUGACAAAGUCAAACCUGUCUUGAUGAGAUUUCUCUACACCGGAGAACUCAAGCGCCCUAAAGUAAACGCCAGCAGUACCCUUGAUGAGCUUUACGAAGCAUUCGAGAUCAUGUUUCAUCUCAACGCUGCAGGCUGCUACUCAGCCAUCAUCACUCUGACAGCCGAGUCUCAUGCGUCUCUUUGGCUAAUCAACCUGUACAUGUCUGAAGAAGAAACCAAAGACAUUAUUCGGGAGAUUCAGGAAGACUGGCCCAACUGUGCUCCUAAUUGGUAUAAAGCCUUCCUCGCCGACUGCGAGUACACCCAUGUUAACGCAAUGGCGACGGAGUUGAAAAAACCUCUGACUUAUGACCCUGGGGAAUAA